This is a messenger RNA of Sclerotinia sclerotiorum 1980 UF-70, 327 nucleotides long. RefSeq lists its product with no specific name. The coding region runs from base 1 to 327 and encodes 108 amino acids. Lineage: Eukaryota; Fungi; Ascomycota; Leotiomycetes; Helotiales; Sclerotiniaceae. The transcript has 2 exons. The record is from RefSeq and is a predicted model, not a curated record.
AUGUUCUACGUAUAUAUCAAUCCGGAGGAGGAAAUUAAGAGGAAAGGUGGUAGUAGGAAAGGUGGUAGUAGGAAAGGUGGUAGUAGGAAAGGUGGUAGUAGGAAAGGUGGUAGUAGGAAAGGUGGUAGUAGGAAAGGUGGUAGUAGGAAAGGUGGUAGUAGGAAAGGUGGUAGUAGGAAAGGUGGUAGUAGGAAAGGUGGUAGUAGGAAAGGUGGUAGUAGGAAAGGUGGUAGUAGGAAAGGUGGUAGUAGGAAAGGUGGUAGUAGGAAAGGUGGUAGUAGGAAAGGUGGUAGUAGGAACCGGAUGGUAGCUGGAGAUGGAUGUUAG